Molecule: messenger RNA, 2655 nt
Organism: Plectropomus leopardus (leopard coralgrouper)
Lineage: Eukaryota; Metazoa; Chordata; Actinopteri; Perciformes; Serranidae
Gene: cdk8
Product: cyclin dependent kinase 8
Biological process (GO): protein phosphorylation
Cellular component (GO): nucleus
Molecular function (GO): ATP binding; protein serine/threonine kinase activity
Source: RefSeq, a predicted model, not a curated record
AGUACGCCGUCGUUACCGAGUGAAGUGCGUCUCUUUGGAGCAGAUACCGGCUGAGAGAAACGCAGCAACAAGAGAAAGGAUUUACAUUUCGGGCUCGUUUUGCACCGGGACUAUCUCCGAGCACCGCGCAUCUCCUCCGGUACCGACAAUCCGAGCCGAAACCUGGAUGUGGAAGCGGGGCUGAGGGAAGAAAGGGCCACGCUGGGGACGAGCUGAAUUACCAAACCGAGCUCGUCGGAGUAGCCCAGUUGCCUCCCAAGCGACGCUUUAAAACAGAGAAGGAGCGGAUACAUUCAGCCCGAUCAGAGGUGAAAAUGGACUAUGAUUUUAAAGUGAAGCUGACCGGCGAAAGAGAGCGAGUCGAGGACCUGUUCGAGUACGAAGGAUGCAAAGUGGGAAGAGGCACCUACGGUCAUGUAUACAAGGCGAAGAGAAAAGAUGGGAAGGAUGAUAAGGACUACGCCCUCAAGCAGAUUGAAGGCACUGGCAUCUCCAUGUCAGCCUGCAGAGAGAUUGCACUGCUGCGGGAGCUGAAGCAUCCUAACGUCAUCUCGCUGCAGAAGGUUUUCCUGUCACAUGCAGACCGUAAAGUAUGGCUGCUCUUUGACUACGCCGAGCAUGAUCUCUGGCACAUUAUUAAGUUCCACAGAGCGUCCAAGGCCAACAAGAAGCCACUUCAGCUGCCCAGAGGAAUGGUCAAGUCUCUGCUCUACCAGAUCCUGGAUGGCAUCCAUUACCUCCACGCCAACUGGGUCCUCCACAGAGACCUUAAACCAGCGAACAUUUUAGUGAUGGGGGAAGGGCCGGAGAGGGGUAGAGUAAAGAUCGCGGACAUGGGGUUUGCCCGUCUCUUCAAUUCACCGCUGAAGCCUUUAGCCGAUCUCGACCCUGUGGUGGUCACCUUCUGGUACAGAGCACCUGAACUGCUGCUAGGGGCUCGGCACUACACCAAAGCCAUCGACAUCUGGGCGAUUGGCUGCAUCUUUGCGGAGCUGCUGACGUCUGAGCCCAUAUUCCACUGUCGCCAGGAGGACAUCAAGACCAGUAACCCUUACCACCACGACCAACUGGACCGCAUCUUUAAUGUCAUGGGUUUCCCGGCUGAUAAAGACUGGGAGGACAUCAAAAAGAUGCCAGAACACUCUACACUGAUGAAAGACUUUAGAAGGAACACAUACACAAACUGCAGCCUUAUAAAGUACAUGGAAAAACAUAAAGUCAAACCAGACAGCAAAGCAUUCCACUUGCUGCAGAAGCUGUUGACCAUGGACCCCAUCCGUAGAAUCACAUCUGAGCAGGCCAUGCAGGACCCCUACUUUUUGGAGGAGCCUCUGCCGACCUCUGAUGUGUUUGCAGGCUGCCAGAUCCCCUACCCCAAGAGGGAGUUCCUGACAGAGGAGGAACCAGAGGACAAGGCAGACAAAAAAAACCAGCAGCAGCAACAGGGAAACAACCACACAAAUGGGGCGGGGCACACCGGCAACCCUGACAACAGUCAUGCCCAGGGCCCGCCUCUGAAGAAAGUGCGAGUUGUCCCGCCCACCACUACCUCAGGUGGCCUCAUCAUGACCUCAGACUACCAGCGCUCCAAUCCACAUGCUGCCUACCAGAACCCUGGACCAAGCACAUCACUGCCCCAAAGCAGCAUGGGAUACUCCUCUACCUCCCAACAGCCGCCCCAGUACUCCCACCAGACCCACCGCUACUGAGACACCCCUCAAAUACACACACACACAUACAUACACUUAUACACACACAUAUAACUAUAUAUACACGCAUACACAGCCCUCACCAUGCCCACCUGAACGAAUGUACUGAGGGAUGUGGGGAUGUCCGAGGCAACACACCACCCCACAGAGGGCACUUUUUCUCUGCAGCAGUCUGUUAGGUCAGAGUGACAGCAACCUACACUUCUUCAAAAUAACACACCCAUAACCCCAGUAUUAGAAACACAGUGAUAGAGCAAAACCUGACAGGUGAAACACAAGGUGGGAGGAGGAGAGGAACGGACUCUUUGGUCGAUUCCAACCUGUUUUUGACGUAAUCAAACCAGCCGAGAGAAGACGGCUCAGUUUGGGGGGGACACGUGUUAAUAUGCUGUGUCAUCUCCUCCCCUUUUCUUCUACACCUGUCUCCACACCCCCACUUACCCCAGCCCGUUAACCCUCUUCCCGUUGAAGCUUAGAUGAGACUGAAAGCUGCUAUGUGACUGCCAGCGGUGACAGAUUCCCUGUCCGACUGUCCUCCCGUCUGUCUGUCUGUCUGUCCGUUUGUUAUUUUGUGUGUGUGGCCCUGUGAGGGCCUCAGCUGAGGACUGAACUGAGCUGCUGUGAAGCAUGCUGGGAGGAUGCGGAGCCCCCACAGCUGUGGCGUUGAGGGUUUUUUUUUUGUUCAGAAAGGACAAAAAAAAAAAUUACAAAAAAGAUUUUAGUAGUUUCUAAUUUAAUAUGUUUUCAUGGUUUUGUUUUCAUGGCGAGUGUGGCAGAGUAGCUUGCGCUGCCUGAGCGCUCAGCUGCUGUGGGCAAGCCUUACAACGUGAUGACAAAACCAACCAAUCGCAUGGAGGAUGGCAGAUGGAACAUGCAUUGUACUGUAUUGUAUUGAAAUAUUUUACAUGAAGCAAGUACCCUGACAAUAAAAGUGGAAACAUUGAAA